Olea europaea var. sylvestris is the source of this 1199-nucleotide messenger RNA. RefSeq names its product UDP-glycosyltransferase 72B1-like. The record is from RefSeq and is a predicted model, not a curated record. Lineage: Eukaryota; Viridiplantae; Streptophyta; Magnoliopsida; Lamiales; Oleaceae. The transcript has 2 exons. The coding region runs from base 3 to 1199 and encodes 398 amino acids.
AUAUGAGCGAACUGGUAACUAAACGCAUCUUGGCUUCCUCGCAUAACCUUUACCGGGCAAUUUUUGCUAUAAAUACACAGGCCCCUUUGUCUCAAGCCUUCACCCACAAAAGCCUCCAUAGAACAGGCUGUUUACGCUGUCCCAAAAACACAAUGUUGGCUGUGGCGGAGGAGCCUCACGUGGCCUUCCUCCAAAGCCCCGGCCUCGGCCACAUAAUCCCCCUCUUCCAGUUCGCAAAGCACCUCGUACUCCACCACCAAGUCCGUGUCAGUUUUCUGGUGAUCACCACCGGAGCCUCCAAUGCGCAGAACCAGUUCCUCCAGUCUGCCACCAUUCCACCACAACUCCAAGUCGUUAACAUACCACAAUCUGACAUGACCGACAUCAUCACUGAGGACAUGCUUCUAUUGACUAAACUAUGUGUCAUGACUCAAGAAUCCCUCAAACCUUUGAAAUCCAUUUUAGUUGAAUUAAAACCUAAAGCUCUCAUCAUUGACAUUUUUACCACUCAAGCCAUUGAUGUUUGUGAAGAACUAUCCAUUCCUGUUUACUCGUUUUUCACUGCUUCAACUAUUUUACUUACAUUUUCAUUGUAUCUCCCCAAACUGGACUCCCAAGUAGAGGGCGAAUUCGUGGACCUUCCCGGGCCAGUUGAGGUCCCUGGUUGCCCCCCAAUUCGCACAAAUGACCUUCUUGAUCAGGUAAAAGACAGAAAAAAUGAAGAAUACAGUUGGUAUUUGUUUCACGUAAGUAGGAUGCCUCUGGUCGCUGGCAUUUUCGCGAACACCUGGCAGGAUCUUGAACCUGUUACACUCAAAGCAUUGAAAGAAAAUCCAUUUUUUGAAGAAAUUUCAACUCCUCCAGUUUAUCCAAUAGGGCCCAUAAUCAAAGAUGACGAAUUUUUAACAGAAAAAGAUGCAGAAAUCGGAGCCUGGCUGGAUAAUCAACCAACUGAUUCAGUUCUAUUCAUCAACCUUGGNGGGGUGGCGUUGAAGCCGGUGGUAGAACCGGGGCAGGAAGUGAUCGGAAGAGAGGAGGUCAAGAGGGUGGUUAGGGCGGUGAUCGUAGGGGAAGAAGGCAAGGCCAUUAGGCGCAGAGCUAGAGAAUUAAAAGAAAGUGCAUGCAAAAUGUUGGAAAAGGGUGGAUUUUCUUAUGAUUCAAUAUGUCGAGUAGUAGACAUUUGGAAAGCGAAGGGUUAG